Rhododendron vialii is the source of this 1311-nucleotide messenger RNA. RefSeq lists its product as uncharacterized. The transcript has 9 exons. Lineage: Eukaryota; Viridiplantae; Streptophyta; Magnoliopsida; Ericales; Ericaceae. The record is from RefSeq and is a predicted model, not a curated record. Gene Ontology annotation, molecular function: RNA binding. The coding region runs from base 220 to 1053 and encodes 277 amino acids.
UCUCUCGUGCGGAUUUCUCAGAAGGCCCAGCCCAACUUCAACCGACAAGUUCGACCCGAUUGGGAGAGUUAGGGCAGUUUCCCAAACCGGUGAUAUAAAUACCCCAGGACGUCACAGGUAAGCGGUUAGGGCGUAAACGAAGUAACGAGCCGAAGAAGAGGGCUUUCCUUCGUCGAGCAUAAAAAUUCUAUCUUUUAUUCGAAGAAGAACAAGAACAAGAUGGAUCGGUACCAGAAGGUCGAGAAGCCGAGGGCGGAGACACCGAUUGACGAGAAUGAGAUUCGGAUUACGAGUCAAGGGAGGAUGCGGAGCUACAUCACAUACGCCAUGACUCUGCUUCAGGAGAAAGGUUCGACUGAGAUUGUGUUCAAAGCAAUGGGCAGAGCAAUCAAUAAAACUGUGACGAUGGUGGAGUUAAUAAAGAGGAGGAUUGCUGAUCUCCAUCAAAUUACAUCAAUCUCAUCCAUUGAUAUCACUGAUACUUGGGAGCCCCUUGAAGAAGGCCUCCUUCCUCUGGAAACCACAAGGCAUGUCUCGAUGAUUAAGAUAACACUCUCAAAGACGGAGCUGAAUUCAUCAUCUGUAGGGUACCAACCUCCACUACCAGCCGACCAGGUCAAGGCAUUGCCCGAAUUUGAUUAUGAUGGAGAAGGAUCACCUACUGGUCGUGGAAGGGGCCGCGGUGGAAGAGGGAGGGGAAGAGGAAGGUCUAGAGCCCCUUAUGGGAAUGGAUAUCCGGCUGCUGAGUAUGAUGAUGGAGGUUGGGAUGGCAAUCGCGGCUAUGCAAGGGGCCGGGGUCGAGGAAGAGGUCGUAACUUCCGUGGCCGUGGAAGAGGAGGGUACAAUGGUCCCCAAAUUGAUAUGCAGCAAGAUGCAAGUGGUUACAACCAAGAAGCUCCUGCUCAAGGUUACAAUGAAGAAGCUCCUGCUCGAGGCCGUGGUCGUGGCCGUGGGAGGGGAUUUGGAUAUGGAAAUCGGGGAUAUGGAAAUCGUGGAAGGGGUCGUGGUUUUAGAUCUAACGGGCCCAAUUACGCAGCUGCUGGAGAUGCUUAGCCCCGUUCUCCUUUGGACUCAAUGCAGGGUUUCUGCUCUAUGAAUGAUCUAUUUGGAUGCCCGGUCCAUAUCUAUCUGUAUUUAUCUUUUUCGGUCUUACUAAUUUUACUUUUAGGAAGUCGAUGUACACUAAUUUCCUGUUUUCGGAACAAGUUUUUGAUUUUGAAUUUUUCGUAGAGGUUGGAGAAUUCUAAUUUACUGUAACUGUUCUUGUUCACUGACCGGCACAUUCAUUUAUUUAUCUGGUUUGAUUAGUUA